UCUUGCAACUGUCAAAAGCGUUUUGUUGUUGCACUGAAAAUGUUAAAAAUCACCGCAAUCGUAUCCCUCAUGCUUAUUGCGACAUGGUCGCAGGCCGAGUCUAGGCGGAGUAAAAAAGAUGCAGUCCCAAGAGAUGAUUUUGAUCCAGGAAGCACCAUGUGGGCGGCGAGUCUGUCGUGCGACUCGUGCGGCAGCGAGUGUGCGUCGGCGUGCGGCACGCGCCACUUCCGAUCCUGCUGCUUCAACUACCUGAGGAAGAAACGAGGCCCAGACAACAUCAAGCCUUGGCAUCAAAACCCCUACGAGCUCAGAUCGGAGGGCUAUCAGCGACCGCGCCCUGCGUUCUCGAUCGAGGACGUGAACGACUGGAACAACGUACCCAACGACUACAAAAUGUACCCGUUUGAGGACACGGUGGAAAACAGACUUCAAGCCAUGUAUGAUAUGUAAAUAGUUUAAUAUUUAAAGGCU
Molecule: messenger RNA, 471 nt
Organism: Aricia agestis (brown argus)
Lineage: Eukaryota; Metazoa; Arthropoda; Insecta; Lepidoptera; Lycaenidae
Exons: 4
Coding region: 40-450 (136 amino acids)
Source: RefSeq, a predicted model, not a curated record